CCAGCAUUGGUCUUCCUUUUUUCUCGUCGCCCCAGAAGCAACCCUUGGUCUCGAUCGGCCACUGCGCGACUGGAUGCAGAGUCCUUCUGGAACCAGAUCUGUCCUACAACGUCAGCGGGCAAGCCGACACUCCAGCCAGCUACCCGUGGAGAAAGACAUGCCAUAAGUGCGACAAUUCGUCCUUGUAUACUGCCGAUCAGUUCCACCUCAUACUUCCUGCAUUGUAACAACCACGGCCUCAGCACGUCUAUGAUCCUCCAACGAGCUUUGCCAGGUCUUUUCCACAUCCGCCAAAAUGGCAACACAAACAGACCCCACAUCACAUGAGCUGCAUUCGGACAACACCAACAACAACAACAAUAAUAAUAACAAUAACAACAGGUUCUCUGCUUUGCUGAAGAGGUUUCUGGGCAGACACAAUAUCCCUGCAACGUCGACGAUUUCGACGGAAGAACCCCAAUCUUCGGCCCCCGAAGCUUCGUCCACCUCAAGCAUCCUCCGGCGGGCUUCGAGGCGGGUUGUACCAGGCUUACCGCGCGCAAAGACAUUCAAAAGACAACAGUCCGAGGUCAGAGAGAAGUUGGAGGUAGACAAGCCGACACAGGCCGAACGAAGAGCAGUCUCUGUGGAUCGGCGGGGCCUCCACCCGCUUCGCAAUGUCUCUUCGAAUAGAAGCCAACAGUUACCUCGCGCGAGCGCACCUGAGUUUCUGAACAACACAUUCUCGGUGGCGGCAGACGGCGAUGCGCUGCUUGUACCCCAAAGCCCUGCCGAGGAGAGGCCAUCCUUGAACGUGUCAGGCAUCGAUGCGUCGGAUGUUGACCCUGAGCCAGAAGAGCCUUCUGCGCUCGCCAAGAUUCCGUCCAGAGAGCCUUCAACGGCGGAUGCUCGAUCAACAACGACGUCUAUGUAUGAAGCUCAGAUCCAUGAUGAACUCGAGAGCAAGUGGAUCCUAAAUUUAUCCAUGCACUUCAGAGAUAAGUCGAAAAGAGAGAAGUUCUUUGUAACGUAUAGGGAGAAGGAGUUCUCGUGGCGCCGUGUGACAAUUUCCCUGGAUUACCGAAAUGCACCUCCCGAAUCUCUAGAGAGCGACUUGCAGAAAACUAAGUUCCAGAGGGAGAAGAGUGCAAAAAUAUAUGAUGCUAUCCGUGAAAGCCUUCAGGACAUCCAGUUCUAUGAUACUGUUACCAACCUCAAGUUGCAAACUACCGAUGGAAGACUGCAUGUUCAUGUUGUUGAAGACGUUAAUGAGAUUAUACACUUCCCUAUCGUUCGUACGGUGCAACAUUUGAGAUGUCGGCGAAUUCGGGAAAGGGACAUAAUGUUUGACUCUCACAUGUCAGGUUUUGUCUAUAAAGUCCGCGUGAAUGGAGAGACUCUCAUCAAGAAGGAGAUUCCGGGGCCUGAUACCGUGGACGAAUUCCUAUACGAGGUCAACGCUCUGAAUUCGUUGCGGUUUUCUUCUGAUACCAUCUCCUUCUACGGUAUCGUUGUCGAUGACGAAGACCAGAAAGUCAAGGGUCUCCUCAUUGAUUACGCCGAGAAGGGGGCACUUAUUGACAUCAUCUACGAUGCACAAGAACACGGCUUGGAUCUACCAUGGGCCACACGUGAGAAAUGGUCACGGCAAAUUGUCCAAGGGCUUGCUGAUAUCCACGAAGCUGGUUUCGUUCAGGGCGAUUUUACACUUUCCAAUAUUGUAAUCGAUGAGAAUGAUAAUGCGAAAAUCAUAGACAUCAACAGACGUGGUUGCCCAGUUGGCUGGGAACCGCCGGAGGCAACUCCACUUAUCGAAAGCAACCAACGAAUAUUUAUGUAUAUUGGGGUGAAGUCGGACCUGUAUCAACUUGGUAUGGUCCUGUGGGCACUAGCAACGCUCGAGGACGAGCCCGAGGCCCAUCGCCGACCGUUACACCUGGACCCGGAGAUCACGGUGCCGAGAUGGUACCGUAGGAUGAUGGAAGUUUGUCUAAGUGAUAACCCGCGGUUGCGGCUGCAAGCAACGGUACUUGUUGCAAUGUUUCCAGAACAUAUUCAGGAAGACUACGACCAGAUCGAUCCACCUUCUAUAUCCGUGGACGAUGGCCACUCAGUGCAACAGUAUAUGGUGGAGGGGUAUGGGCGUAAUGGGCAUCCCGUUAUCAGAACAGUCACGCCGCAAAGUGAUACGUACUUCCCUAACAUGGAUUACGAGUCAGGUGUUACCUCGCCUGGCUUAUCUGACGAUGCCUACUAUUACCCUCCCCGUGGACGGUCCCCUCCUAGUCCGCUCCCAAGCAAUCUUGACGAAUGUGACUCGUCUUACCUGGGACGCAAUGCUAAAUGGGCAGAAAAUGAUUCAACACCGUCAGUCAGCGAUGCGGGCAACAACGAAAGCCAACUUGGAACGCCCAAAAAUAUAGAAAAGGCUUCAGUUCGAGAAAUCACGAAACAACUGGAAGGAACCCUAAAAACUAUUGGAGCUCAAGCUGAAGAGAAAGAUGCAAUCAGGCACGAUUCUGUCUAUGAGGAUGCCGAGUCAAUCGAUUGGGAGCCACGUACCGAAUCGGUACAGACACCCAAAAUAUUUGUCGAAGAAAUAGGAGAGUCUUUCAAUCAGAACCAGUCGAAGAACCGACUCUCGGAAGAUCUGACCUCCGCUUGCGAACCGUCUCAGCACAAGGACCCGACAGUCGCUGGUGCUGCUCUGCAGAGCAGCCUUUCUCAGGACCAAGCAGUAGUCCCAAAUACUUCGUCGGUACCUAAGAAGACGGGCAAUAUGGAUGACAACCCACAUUUGCUCCUGCAAUCGUCACCAUUGCUCCACCAGGACAACAAUUCAAGGGACGACAACAACACGGCAGAUUCAAGUUAUAUGCCUCCUGAAAACCCACCAGUCACAUCCGCUGCCUUCGAAGUGCCUCCAUCGGAGCCGAAAUUCUCACCGAGUCACGACGUAGCAACUGACCUCACUGGUAUUGGUACUGGAUAUAGCGCAGAAGACGAGUACAGAAACCCAUCAUGUUCCGACGAGGAUUUAGGCAUAAUCACGAGCACGGCAGCGAACCAGAACGUAGCAUCACAAGCAUAAGAACAUUGCAACCGAAGAUACGACAGCAAACAAGAUACAGGAUGGCGACACAGGACCAAGGGUGAUUUUUCGAGAUAAUCUCAGAGCAUCAAUGCUGGAAAGACAGUUCACAGGAUUCUUUCACGCAUGGAGUUUUGGAUUUGCAUUGGUAGAUUGGGAUGUCAGUGUGCACAUAUCAUACGCCAUCUUACGAAACUCACGGAGUGGAUGACUUGUACAAUUAUAGCAAAUAUUUAGCUAGAUGACCAUCAAUGAUGAUACGAUUUGUUUAUAGACCUCCGACUCAUGUCAAUUCUAUAGUCAGAC
Truncatella angustata is the source of this 3376-nucleotide messenger RNA. RefSeq lists its product as uncharacterized. Gene Ontology annotation, biological process: signal transduction; protein phosphorylation. The transcript has 2 exons. The record is from RefSeq and is a predicted model, not a curated record. The coding region runs from base 296 to 3070 and encodes 924 amino acids. Lineage: Eukaryota; Fungi; Ascomycota; Sordariomycetes; Amphisphaeriales; Sporocadaceae. Gene Ontology annotation, molecular function: protein kinase activity; ATP binding. Gene Ontology annotation, cellular component: cytoplasm.